CUUAUGAAGCCUCUAGUGCAACAUCUUGACUCUCAGACUUGUAUAGCUGUUGCAGAGCGCAUUGGUUGCACCCUAAAAGGUGGUUCAAAUGAGUUUUCAACAUACCCUGGUGUUGCAGCCGGUGGGUUUCCAUGGCAACAGCAACAAACGCGGUUGCUGGUUUGCUUGUCGGGAACGUCUGAACCGUCAGACAUGAACUGCAUUUAAAAUGUAGCCGUGUUAAGGAGUUAUUACGAGCUUGUACUUGGGUUAGCUAACCAACUGGUCCGCUACAUUGACCCGAAAACGUAACCAAAGCCAAACUGAUUAAGGCGUCUGACAUGGAUGAAGAUGCAAUCUUGUCAGAUGUAGAGGGAGAAGAGGAAGCGCACCAAGAAGAAGUUGGAGGGGACGAGAAGGUACAGGUUUGCCAGCUGACCCAAGAAACCAUAGGUCAGGGGCUGUCAUUACUGUGUCGAACAGGAAAUGGACUUGGACAUGCGUUUAUCAAACUGGACUUAAAAGACAAAGGACUGACUGACAUAGCUGCAAUCAGCAGUUAUAUUCACAUACGUUUUUUGGAUCUGUCCAGCAACCACCUUAGUGAUCUUUCUCCUCUGGCAUCUCUGACUCAGCUGCUCUGGCUUAAGGUUGACAAUAAUGCUGUGGCAUGCUUCAAAGGGCAACCUUUUGCUCAGCUGACCUACCUGCAGUGGCUGAGUGUAGCAGUGAACCAGCUAACAGACCUAGAUGGCCUGGUCGGGCCUGCCUUGGAGAGUCUCAGUCUUACAGGUAACAGUAUUCAGAGAGUGAGCGGUCUUCAGAGUGGCUGUUUUGCCAACCUGGUAACUUUAGAGCUGAGGGGAAACCACUUGGAUACAACCAAUGGCAUCAACCUCCCCAACCUGCAGCGGUUGUAUCUGGCACAGAAUGUAAUCAAACAUCUGGAGGGUUUAGAGAGGUUAGAGCGUCUCACCACCCUUCACCUUCGAGACAACCAACUAAAUACUUUGGAUGGCCUCAGCCCCAACAUGAAGUGUCUCCAAUACCUCAACGUUAGAGGCAAUGACUUGGAUAAGAAUGCCCUGCAAUGCCUUAGGCUUGUGUCGAAAACUCUGCAGGUUUUGGUCAUAUCUGAGAAUCCUCUUGUGGAAUCGACAGACUAUAGGCUGAGUGUACUGGUUGUCCUGCCACAACUGGAGCGACUUGACAAAGAUACUGUCUCCCCUGAUGAGAGGGCUGAGGCCCAAGAGAGAAUCAAGGAACUCAGAGAGGAGGAAAUAUCCGACCCAUGAGAUUUGUAAUGAUGGUCAAAAUGAGGAAGUGUUUGACUUCCUUGAAAACACAGGCCUGUUGUUUAUAGGUGGACGGCUGUGAUUGCAAUAUAUAAAAAGUAAUGUCUGAGAUGUAUGAUAGGCUUUGUGUCAUAUGUAAAUUGUACAUUGCGGUUGCUUGUGACAUGUUCUUACACUAACUAUUAAAGCCACUGUAUUUUUUCAACGUUAAAA
Messenger RNA from Scatophagus argus, 1487 nucleotides. RefSeq names its product leucine rich repeat containing 23 (gene lrrc23). Gene Ontology annotation, molecular function: protein binding. Lineage: Eukaryota; Metazoa; Chordata; Actinopteri; Scatophagidae. The transcript is spliced from 9 exons. The record is from RefSeq and is a predicted model, not a curated record. The coding region runs from base 321 to 1274 and encodes 317 amino acids.